This is a messenger RNA of Gavialis gangeticus (Gharial), 4737 nucleotides long. RefSeq names its product ring finger protein, transmembrane 2 (gene RNFT2). Gene Ontology annotation, biological process: positive regulation of ERAD pathway. Lineage: Eukaryota; Metazoa; Chordata; Crocodylia; Gavialidae. Bases 554 to 1900 code for a protein of 448 amino acids. The record is from RefSeq and is a predicted model, not a curated record. Gene Ontology annotation, molecular function: ubiquitin protein ligase activity. The transcript has 11 exons.
GGAGGAAGGGGCGGGAGGCGCGGAAGUCACGUGGCGGCUGCUCGCCCGGGCCUGGCGGGCGCGGAGGGACGGGACGGGACGGGACGGCCCGGUUUCACACAACCUAAGGCUGUUUGAUGAUCAGUUGGGGAAUAUGACCAGAAUGAUCAUAUCCUUAUAGAAGACAAAAGAGAAGAAAAUCAUAUGGCUUGAGAGCAAAUGUCACAUCCAGAGCCCCUCUGCUGAUUGUCCUGGAGACCCUCUUCAGAUUGCCUCGUUAUGUUAUGGAAUUCUGAAGUCCAUGUGAUCAUUCACUUUGUACUACUUGGUUUUGAAGACGACCUUGGUCAUUCUUGCUGGCUCGGAGAGCUGUUUCUAUGGGCUACCAUUAAUCAGUGGUGAAGCUUCUGAGUGUUGUUUUUCACAAAUAUACGAAACCUGAUGGACUCUAGAGCCGCUAUUCGAAGAAGCAGAUGAUUUUUGCUAACCAUGGCACAGGCUGAAUGGGUAUCACAGCCCUCUAAGUGUGUAGGCCUGUGUUAGUAGUCACUCUGGAAAUUGUUGAUCUACGUUAAUGUUGAGUGUAUUGUGUUUUAAGGUGUUGAGGAAAAUGCAGAGACGGCAUAGCAGCAACACUGAUAACCUUCCUCCUGAAAGAAACCGCAGUCAGACCGUCAGUUCUGAAACCAGCGUGGAUGAAGGUGGGGUUUUUCAAGGACUGAAGGCUGAAGCUUCUUCACCACAGAAGCUCUUCUCAGGGCUGGCAGGGAUCCCCUCUGGCACCAUCACAGCUACCCCGUUCCAGUCAGGUUUGGUUCUAGGUUCCUCAGCAGGAGGCGGAGAGGUCUUCAUUCAGAUGCCAGCCUCAAGGGAGGAAGGGGCCACUCGGACAGAGGGAGCUCCAUUCCACCACCGGCAACAGCCCCAUCACUACCACCAUGGCCAUCAUCGAGGAUCCUCCCUGCUGCACAUGGCUGGUGGGGACCGCCAUGGACAUGCAGAAGAAGGCACUGAGGACCAGGCUGGGACUCCAGCCCCAGCCCUCUCAGAGUUGAAGGCUGUGAUUGGCUGGCUCCAGAAAGGGCUUCCUUUCAUCCUGAUCCUUUUGGCUAAAGUUUGUUUCCAGCAUAAGCUCGGGAUUGCUGUGUGCAUUGGUAUGGGCAGCACAUUUGCAUAUGCCAACUCAACACUCCGAGAACAGGUUGCUUUGAAAGAGAAGAGGUCAGUGCUGAUUAUCUUCUGGAUCUUGGCUUUCCUUACUGGGAAUACCCUCUACUUGCUUUACACAUUUAACUCUCAGCAGCUGUACAACAGCCUUAUUUUUUUGAAACCCAAUCUGGAGAGUCUGGAUUUCUUUGACCUGAUGUGGAUUGUGGGGAUCACAGACUUUGUACUGAAGUACUUCACCAUUGCAUUGAAAUGCCUGAUUGUUGCCCUGCCUAAAAUCAUUCUGGCUGUCAAAUCAAAGGGAAAGUUUUAUCUGGUUAUUGAAGAAGUGAGCCAGCUGUUCCGCUCCCUUGUUCCCAUCCAGUUGUGGUACAAAUACAUCAUAGGAGAUGAUCCAUCUGGCAGUUACUUCUUAGGGGGCAUCCUGAUCAUACUGUAUAGUCUCUGCAAGUCUUUUGACAUCUGUGGUCGGCUGGGAGGUGUCCGCAAGGCACUGAAAGUCCUUUGCACGCCACAGACUUACGGAGUUCGUGCUACCAGCCAGCAGUGUAGUGAGGCUGGAGAUAUCUGUGCCAUUUGCCAAGCAGAAUUCAGAGAACCUCUGAUCCUUAUGUGCCAACAUGUGUUUUGUGAAGAGUGCCUCUGUCUAUGGUUUGACAGGGAGAAGACCUGUCCCCUCUGUCGCUCUGUUACUGUAGAAACCCUGCGCUGUUGGAAAGAUGGCACCACCUCUGCUCACUUCCAAGUAUAUUAACCCCAUCAUGGUGACACAUGAGGAAACAGAAGAAAAGGCUGAGAAACCUAUUGUUUCUAAAUCUUAAUUUUUAGUAGACUUGUCUUGUUUUUUCAGUGAGUGCUGACUCUCCAGUAGCCCAGAGAGCAUACUGUUAAUUCUGAAGUAGGGACCAUCAUUCAACACUAACAUGAAGAGUCUUCUAAAGAGACUGACAGCUAGUGGGUUACCUCUUUGUAGUCAGAAUCCAUUUCUGCCUUCACUGCUAACUUACAGCUAAGGUUGUGUCUUGACCUUUCCUUCUAUAGUACAGAUUGCCCGAGUCUGGCUCCUAUUUUCUAUCCUUUUAGUGUAGAUUACUGUUGUAGGAAAAGCAUGAAGAGAGUUUCCCAUUGCAUGUAUGUAACCUACAAUAUCGGAAGAACCUGUCCUCAACUGCCUGUCAAGAGAGCUGCUGCUGGAUUCCUGACAUUAAACCAUGAUUUCUCAGGACCUGGCUUUGUAAAGCUAUGUUGCCAGUAGUAUGUCAUCUGGAAAAACAUUCGAGACUCCCUGCUUCAGCAUCCUGUCCAGAGUUCUGUUUUUGGGACAGACAUAAUCAUUAGCCCCAUUGCUGGGUCUGAAUUUACUAGAUCAAAAGUUCAGUCCUAAUUCAAGACCACUGAGGACAUGGUUUCUUUCAAUGAAAUGCACGUUUCAGAGAGUGAAAUCCAUGCUUUCCCUGGGGUUCACCUUUAUUAUAAAGAAAUUAGCAACUGGCUUUCCAAUCAUUCAGCUCCAGCCUUUCUCCUUAGGGCAUGUCUGUUUUUGGGGUUGCUUCCUCAGAGCUGUUCAGCCAACACUUCAGAAUUGCAGUAGGGAGCUGUUCUCACCUAUCUGAAUGAGUUGGCAGAACUCACCUGGUGCUUUCCUAGGAAGAUCAAUACCUGUUGACACAGUGUGGUGUGUUACGUACCAACAUUACCAACUUGUUACAGACUCAAAGUUGGAUUCUUUUGUGCUUCAUUCAACAUGCCCAUAGAUGGUCUUACAGGUCAGGUACUCUUAAAUGUUCUCUUGCAUCUAGGACAUGCACUUGAGCCUGGCCAGGCUGCAUGCAAACAAUUCAUAUUUCUCUAGUGACAGUCAGUGACAGCUCUUCUGGCAGAAACUGUCAGUGACUCCUUCCUUCAUGACAGCUGCUGUGAAAUAAAGUAAAAUUCAGGGUGUAUAAUACUUGAGAUUUGCUUAUGAAAUCCCUGCAUUCAGGCUCCAAUCUCCAUUUUAGUCAUAUUUUAGACCUUCCCUCUUCCUGACCUCCCUCUUUCCAAAACAAACUGCCUCAAUUUCAUAAAAGGACUGUUUUGGGAGAGCAGGUUUUAUUAUUUAAAGGUCAUUGUCCUACUGUAUUUUGGAGUAGCAAGGGCCAUUGCUAUCACAGUCAUGAUGUCUGUCAGUAGUGCUACAGUGGCACUUGGAUGCAAAUAAUUUGGGAGUGUGUUUCCUUCUGCAUCUUAAGAUGGAGAUUUUCUUUCACUAAACAAUCUUUGCUUUUUCUGAAUGCCCUAAGAAACUGCCUCAUUAAGCAGUCAUGGCAUCUUCCAUGCUCAUUACUAUGGAAAUGGCUGUAAGGUUACAAUCCCACUUGACUGGAUAAUCAGGAAGAACUCUACCUGGGGGAAACAGAACUGUGUGUACGUAUUGGCUGUCUUCCUCCCCUCCUGCUAUAAAAACCCCUUGGGGAAAAAAUUAAAGCAAACAGAAGUUAAUGGCAACUGGAUUUAGUCUUAGCAUUUCCUUGGAAAUAAUAGCUAAGCAGAACCAGAGGAGAAAUAAUGGAGGCAGAAUCUGAGUUAGACAUAGAGGGAAAAGUAGCUGAAACCUGACUUAAAAGAUACAUAUGAAGGAAGGGAAAGGAGAAGCAGCUUUAUUAAAAUAUAGUGAUAUAGCCUUUGUCAAAUGCUUCUUUAGAAAGGGAAGAGACUAAGCCAAACAAACAUCUAGCUAUCUCCAAAAGGAAGGAUCCUUAAUUUUUGUAACAAAGCAGCAGAGGUGCCAACUGGUGUAUAUUUGGUGCAUACAUCAGCUUGGUACCUAUAUUCUGGGUAGAAGGGCAAAUUGGUGACCAGUCUGUGAGAAAGCAAAGGUGAAUUUAACAUGAAUGGAUCUCUGCAUUCAUGAUCUCAAAGCAGUUUUUAGUUUUAUUUAUUAAUGAAUCCAACCAAAAAAAUAACAGAUUUGACUUUCAAAAACAUAUCCAAUCCCCCAAAAUAUACACAAAGAUAGACAUUCAUAUUUUAUCAACAGUGCAAUUACAACCCCAUUCAGCAUGCACAGAAGUCUUCUGUUCCCUUCCUCUUCUCCCCCUGGUCUCCAGCAGUUUCUCAAUGUUUCUGUCAAUGCCAAGUGCCUGUGCUUCAAGGCUUUUCUAAAAGCAGGGUCCAGUUAUAAGGGCCUAUUUCUUUGCUUGUCUUUAGGUGCAAAAAUUGUUAUGAGAGAUUAAAUCUGAGGGUUUUUUUGUUUGGCAUUUUCUUCACUGCCAUGAAGAGAAAGGAAGAUCAAAAUUAUCCUUUUCUUUUCUUUCCUUGUCCUGUUCCUUUUGCCCACUUUCACUGACUGCUUUCUUCCAGCUGGAAACGUGAGCAAGAGGGAGAGAGUGUGAGUAUCUUGUUAGAGGUUGAAAUGCUCUCCUGCUGCUCAAAUGUUCAGAAAAAACAUGAGGUGAGGCUUGAUGCUGGCACUCAACAAAAAAACCCCUAAGCCUUGUGAGAGCCUUUUGUGCAUUUAUGCUUCUUUCGCAGCACUCUAAUUGGUGUGAAAUCAUGAACAUCCUGAUCCGCACUUUUGUUUCACUUCAGAUCUCCCUGUUUCUUCCUUCU